Molecule: messenger RNA, 432 nt
Organism: Trichoderma breve
Lineage: Eukaryota; Fungi; Ascomycota; Sordariomycetes; Hypocreales; Hypocreaceae
Exons: 2
Coding region: 1-432 (143 amino acids)
Source: RefSeq, a predicted model, not a curated record
AUGUCUUUCCUCACUCGAACCAUCAAUGUCAGCAGAACCGCCGCAGUCGUGACCCCCGUGUCACGGAUCGCUGCAGUUCGGACAUCACGCACAUUUACCACUUCGUUGGCGGCACAAAGGACCGCCACCGAGGCUGUCAAGGAUGAGUUGAAGCACAUCGACAGGGCUGUGAGCGAUAAGCUCGUUGACGGCAUCAACAUUGCCACCAAGGCAUCGCACAAGGUCAUGGAAACAGCCGAAGAUCUUUCCAGCAGCGGCGUCUCUAGCCAAGUAGAAGGCAUGGAGGCCCACGCCAAGGGCAAAGCAGAAGGCAUGAAGUCAGCUGCCAAAGGCAAGGCAGAGGAGAUGAAGGGAAAGGCAAAGGGUACUGCCGCCAAAGCAAAAGGCAAGGCAGAUGAAACCCUUGACGAAGUGCAGAGCUUGUAUGACUGA